AUGAGGCUCCUUAAGCAGAAAGGUCCACUGAGGCCUCGUGGUGACAGCGCCGCUGUCCACCUUCGGGGCGCUGUGGUCCCGCGGCCCUGGGAGCCAGCCGAGGAGCCGGUGUGCGGGUCCGCCGCGUCGGAGCACGUGCAGCACGCCGGCUCCCGCUCCCCCAGCGUUCGAGGCCGUUGGGAGUUGGACCGACUUGGGCUCCCGCUCCGGCUCCUGACGGCCCUCCUGCUGGCCUGCCCUCCUGGGGCCAUGGAGGACGUCUCUCAAAGCAGAGAAAGCGGCUUCACGGUCAAGUCAUCAGUGCACAACUUGAGCAAAACUCAGCAGACCCAACUCACUGUGGGCAGCCUGGGAUUAGGCCUGAUCAUCAUCCAGCAUGGGCCCUACCUCCAGAUCACUCACCUCCUCAAGAAAGGGGCUGCAGCCAGGGAUGGAAUGCUCCAGCCAGGUGACGUUCUGAUCAGUGUUGGCUAUACCAAUGUGUUAGGGUACACUUUGCGGGAAUUUCUAAAGCUUUUGCAACAUAUCACCAUAGGAACAGUGCUGCAAAUCAAGGUUUACCGGAAUUUUGUCGACAUACCUCAAGAAUGGCAAGACAUAUAUGAUUUAAUCCCUGAGACAAAAUUCCCAGUAACGUGCACAACAAAGAAAACUGAGCAGGCAAAAGAUGACUCUUUCACAAACAUUGAUGACAAGGAAGAUGUCGUUUUAGAUAAAAAUCUUAAAUAUUAUAAAUCCCCAUGGUCCACCAGGCAUCAUCCCGCAAGGAGACCCAUGUCAAUCUCCCGAGAAUGGCAUAAAUAUGAAAAGAAGAACCAGACUAUCAGCGUAGGAACAGACAUCAACUGUGACGUCAUGAUUCACAGAGACUACAAGAGAGAAGUGAGAUCCCCCUCCCCAUACUGGACAAUGGUUAAGCAAGACAAGGACAGCUCCACCUCCUCCUCGGCAUCCGACGCAUUCUGGCUGGAAGACUACGCCCACGUCGAAAAGGACAGGGAUCAACCUGCAUAAAAACUGAAGACGCAGUCAUGCAGUGUCAGAGUGUGAGCACAGCACAGAAGUUCA
Messenger RNA from Molossus molossus (Pallas's mastiff bat), 1068 nucleotides. It is a transcript of the gene PDZD9, whose product is annotated as PDZ domain containing 9. Bases 1 to 1014 code for a protein of 337 amino acids. The record is from RefSeq and is a predicted model, not a curated record. Gene Ontology annotation, molecular function: protein binding. The transcript is spliced from 6 exons. NCBI's taxonomy places the organism in Eukaryota, Metazoa, Chordata, Mammalia, Chiroptera, Molossidae.